Styela clava is the source of this 2661-nucleotide messenger RNA. Its product is annotated as sodium- and chloride-dependent betaine transporter-like. Gene Ontology annotation, cellular component: plasma membrane; cell projection. Gene Ontology annotation, biological process: nitrogen compound transport; amino acid transport; sodium ion transmembrane transport. NCBI's taxonomy places the organism in Eukaryota, Metazoa, Chordata, Ascidiacea, Stolidobranchia, Styelidae. The record is from RefSeq and is a predicted model, not a curated record. Gene Ontology annotation, molecular function: gamma-aminobutyric acid:sodium:chloride symporter activity.
ACGUUACGGCUACUCUACCCUUGGUUAUGAUUAUCAUUGUGUGUAUUCGCGGCGUAACUUUGGAAGGAGCGCUGGACGGAUUGAAAGUUUAUCUCAAACCCGAUUUCACCAGCCUAAAAGGAUGGAGCUCUGGUCGGACGCAGCUUCGCAAGUUCUAUAUUCUCUCGGAACGUGUACUGGAGGACUUACAGCUCUCAGCGCUUACAACAGAUACAAUCAUAAUUUUUUCAGAGACUCUAUAAUACUGACGGCAGCAAAUGCAGGAGCAAGCUUUAUGUCAGGACUUGCCAUCUUCUCCGUACUAGGAUUUUUGGCUCACAUAAAGAACACGACUGUCGCUGAAGUUGCAGCUUCAGGACCGGGGUUAGUAUUUGUUGCAUAUCCAACAGCUCUCUCUUUGCUACCCCUGCCUCAAUUUUGGAUUGCUCUAUUUUUUCUCGCAUUGAUAUUCUUGGGAUACGAUAGUUUGUUUGUCUAUCUAGAAACAUUCAUGGCGUGUUUGAGAGAUAUUUCCCCAAAAUUGUUCCAAAAGAAAUAUUCAAAUGAGGUGCUUAUCGCAAUCGUAGUCGUUAUAAUGUAUCUUGCCGGACUGCCUAUGACAACACGGGGAGGAAAAUAUGUUUUGAACAUAUUCAACUCGUACUCGGUUAGUGGAUGGUGCUUGUAUUUCAUGGCAUUCACUGAGAUGAUCACUAUCGGUUGGCUAUAUGGAGGUGACAAAAUGCUUGAUGAUAUAAAACUCAUGAUCGGAUAUAACGUGCCUCGACUGUGGAUGAAAAUUUCUUGGAAGUACAUCGGACCAAUUGCAAGUUUGAUAUUGAUGAUCAAUUCUCUGGUAUCAUACCAACCUCUCAAAUACGACCAAAACUAUGUGUAUCCGGUCUGGGCAAACGUAUUGGGAUGGAUGACUGUACUCAAUUCCAUAUUGUGCGUUCCGAUCCUGGCUAUUUUGGUGCUCUGGAAAGCAAAAGGAGAAUCUUUGCUGGAUAAACUUCGUUCGGCUAUUGUACCGAAGCAAUUUCAUAGCAGACGACCGGUUUCCAUCGACGAAGAACUUGAACAGAAAGAGUCUCUUAAUUUCUCUCUGAAAAACGAUGAGCGUGUAUGAUUCGUAUUCAAUUAAUAUAACGAAACAUUACCGAUAAAUGGUGUUAAUAAACCCGCUCUAGGUUAGAAGAUUUUCAGUUUUAAUAAUAACCCUGGUUGACCCGCUGACCCGCUCUGAGCUGACUCCGCCUUCGACUCUCAGUUUGCAAAUAUUUGAACUCCGAUUCCCGACUCCAAGUUGAGGGAAUUUUCGAUUCCAAAUCAAAUAUCCAUGAAAACGAGCGAAAAUACGAUUUUUAUUUUGUUGUACAACUAGCUAUUCCAAAAGCAGAUUAAUAAUUAUCAAUUUUUUACUGCAUGUAGUUUUUAGUCUGAGUUGAUGGUUUGCAUACUGCUGUAUUUGCGACCGCGGAGAUAGAUUGGACCAUUUUAAUUUUUUAAAAAUUAAUUCUUGCAUUUCAACCGAAUGGUUUACCAACGUGAUACACAUAUACAAACAAUAAAAUACAGGUACAUACACAUACAGUCAAUCAAGUGAUGUACCCAACAAUUAUUCGAUUUCAUAUGCAUGCAAUUAAUUGCUAUGCUUCAAGAUGUUUGGCGUCGGAUGUUAUUGUUGAAUCAUUCUCUGCAUGUCAUCUGAGCAUUGGUAUAAACAAGUGACCCAUGAUUUUAAUAAGUAUUUAUUGCUAAUUACCAAUGCACACGUUAAAUUUCGUUUAAUUUAGGUACAACCUGUAUGUUUUCCUUUGGGAUAUUGCAAAGCUCUCUGACAAAAUGUGUUAUUUAAAGUGGCCCAAGUAGACUAACAGUAAUUAGUGAGUGAUAAAUUAAUUUAUUUGAUAAAUAUAAACCUACUUUCGGGAGGCCAAAGUGUAAAGUAGAUGUAUUAAAUCGCUAGCAUACAAGAUAUCUAAUGUUCGAUGUGUUUCCGUCAUCGUUCAGCGAUAAACUCUACACGUAACAUUGGCGUCACGUUACAUACAGAUCCAAGUCAUUCAAGCCGGAUAAGUACGUGGCAUAACUUAUAAAGUUAUUUACACCUAACAGCUGAUCGCUCUUAUCUUGGCGUUGCUUGACCACCGUUUGUCAGACUUGGUUUUUUACUUUCAUUCCACGAUUGAUAGACACGAAUAUGCCUCACGGAUCAAUCAUAUUUUAAAUCUGUGGAUUUUCGUCUUAAGAGUUUAUUAACAUCAUUUAGUUAACGUUAUUAAAAAUAGAUGACCAUGGUCUACGAACUAAUCUAUAAUAAAUGGUAUUCACCAAGAUUAGUUUAUUUAUCUGCAAACGCUAAUUAAAUGGAAUGAUUAUUUUAAGCAUUAUACAAAGGGGACGAUGACUUGAGCGACAUGGCGUCGGUUGUCAAUUGAACUGACGUCUGUUUUUCGUUAUUAUGCAAAGUGCUAAUUGCAUGAGAGUGUGUGUCGUCAACGACUAGAAAGCAUAUUAUAUUAAGCAGCACGAUCCCGGCACUGGAAUGCAUGACAUAAUCCACGGCAUUGUAAAAUAUGCAGGGGGAAGAUAUGACGGGCGUAUGGACUUAAACAUCAAUACUCUCUUUAGCGUGCCAGGUCUGAGAAAAUAUAUUACUGUAUUUCUAGAAUUUUAUGU